Molecule: messenger RNA, 1650 nt
Organism: Alexandromys fortis (reed vole)
Lineage: Eukaryota; Metazoa; Chordata; Mammalia; Rodentia; Cricetidae
Product: coilin-like
Biological process (GO): spliceosomal snRNP assembly
Cellular component (GO): Cajal body
Molecular function (GO): U2 snRNA binding; U1 snRNA binding
Source: RefSeq, a predicted model, not a curated record
AUGAGCAAGAUGGCAGCCUCCGAGACGGUUAGGGUACGGCUUCAGUUUGACUAUCCGAUGCCAGCCACGCAGCACUGCACGGUCUUCUGGCUUCUGGUGGACCUGAACAGAUACCGAGUUGUCACGGAUCUCAUCAGUCUCAUCCCCCCCCAACGCUUCGGCUUCAGUUCCAGGGCGUUCCUGGGCCUCUACCUGGCGGGUAACGUGCACCUGGUGAGAGACAACGGCUUCCUCCGGGUUAAGUUAAAAGAUGGAGGACUCCCUGAGAGUCUCAUAGUAAGCAAUGGGGGUGACUCCCACUUUCCACUCAGAAAAGCAAAGAAGCGGACUUUGAAGUUGGUGGAGGAUGAAGAAACGGACCUGGGUUACAAGUGCUCAAAGAAGCAGUGGAAAAAGCAAGAGGACAGCAGCCACAGUGACAAGGCCUUGGACCUGGAGACAAACCCUGUUCAGGAUGAAGUGGGGAGGAAAAGCAAGAGAAAAAGCCAAGUGACGGGCACCCCGGAAGAGGAGGAGGAAGAGGCCAGAAAGAAGUCGCCAAAAAGAAAGGAGAAAUGUGAACCUAAGAAGCAGACCAAGGCCGCCAAGUCUCCCAAAACACAGGCGCCCAAGGAGUGGAUCUGUGGCCCGCCCAAGGGCUCCCCCAAAGGCUCCCCCAGAAGCAGCAUCACUAAAACCCGGAGGAAAAGCAGCGCAGGGCCAAAAGGGAGCCCAGGCUACCUGUCAGACUCGGAUUCCUCUCCAAAGUCGGUCAGCGAUGGUCACUGCAGCGUCACAGUGCAGGGGCUGACCUUUUCAGAGAAACUCACAGCUGAGCUCUUGAAAGAUGGCAAAACUGCAGCUGCCAGCAGACAGGCCUCAAAGGCCAGCUUUCCCUUAAGCUCUGGCAAGAGCAAGGCCACCAGAACCUCGUCAUCCAGUUCAGACUCGAGUUCAGAGUCGGAAGACCAGUUUGUGGUGUCCAAGAACAUCUCUGAGGGCGCCUCAGACUUCUUAAAGACAGCUGGCCUCUUUGCAGGGCAAGGGUGUCCAGGGCUCACGUUGCAGAUGCCGGGAGUCACGGGAUGGAAGCCUUCUGACUCAAGCAGAGGCAGACAAGCUUCUGGUCCUCCUUCCAGUGUACCCGUCCCCACCAGUUUGGGAAGAGGCUGGGGACGAGGAGAGGACUUCUUUGGGAAGGGACUGAGAGGCCGGGGUAUACGGGGCCGAGGGCAUGCUGUCUCCUGCAUCUUAAAUAGAAGUUCUGAGAGUCAGAAGCAGAAGCAGUUAAAUGACAUCCUAACAAAUUCAUCCACCGUGAUCCAGUAUCCUGUAGAGACACAUAAGAAGGACUAUAAUCUGUUGCCACUGUUGGCAGCUGCCCCUCUAGUCGGCGAGCUCACGUGGGACUACUCUCCAGAUGUCUCUGACUACAAGGAAGGAAAAAUUCUAAGCCACGACCCAGAGACCCAGCAAAUGGAAAUAGAAGUCCUCUCAUCCUUACCAGCUGUGAAAGAAUCUGGAAAGUUUGAUUUGGUCUAUCGCAAUGAAAACGGAACCAAGGUGGUGGAGUAUGGCGUGACACAGGAGAGGCGGAUCACUGUGCUCCGGAAAGAACUGAUUGAACCGAGACUGAUUAUUGACUCCUCAAGUAGUAUCUCAAGUAAAUAG